Ixodes scapularis (black-legged tick) is the source of this 894-nucleotide messenger RNA. RefSeq names its product juvenile hormone acid O-methyltransferase-like. The transcript is spliced from 3 exons. The record is from RefSeq and is a predicted model, not a curated record. NCBI's taxonomy places the organism in Eukaryota, Metazoa, Arthropoda, Arachnida, Ixodida, Ixodidae. The coding region runs from base 1 to 894 and encodes 297 amino acids.
AUGGCCAAAUUUGCUUCUUCCGGUUCCGAUGCUGACACUGUCAACGAACGGGCGCUUAAGACGUUUAUUGCCCCGGAGCUCUACGCAAAAAGCAACCAAUUUCCCCGACAAACUAACAUCAAAACUCUCGACAUGAUGCAAAUGUCGUUUGGUAGCAAACCGAAUGCCAGCCAGCAGUUCAUUGACGUGGGCUGCGGGACGGGCGACUUCACUCGGCAAGAACUGCUGCCACGCUGUCAGCCCUGCCGCAGGAUUGUGGCCACCGACGUCUCCCGAGAAAUGCUGGAGUACGCCAGGGAGAACUUCGGGCAUCCGCAGAUCGCGUACGAGGUACAGGACAUCGAAAGCGACGUCUCGGAACUCGUGCAGAAGUACGGCAAGUUCGAUCGCGUCUACUCGUUCUUCGCCCUGCACUGGACGGAGGACCUCACUGCGGCCCUCCGCAACGUGGCAGACUUGAUGACCGACGACGGCGAGUGCCUGCUGGUGUUCCCGGCUCGUAUUACCCUGUACAGGGUGUGGAGGAAAAUUGUGGCGAUGGAUCGGUGGAAACAGUACAAAGCGGUCGUUGAGCGCUUCAUUCCGCCAAGCCAGGACAUCGAAGACAGGUCGGGCCUCACCUCAUACAUGCUGGGAGUCCUCGAGGGUUCCAACCUGAAUCCGCGCACGUGCCAGGUGCUGUCCGAAGACUUGAGUCACAUGCAUGUGGACAAAUACGUCCAGGUGGAACUCUCACUAGAUCCCAUUCUGCCAUUGCUGCCCGAAGGAUCGAAGACAGUAUUCAAGUCGGACGUGGCGGAAAUCAUCCGCAAGAUGUGGACUGAAAAACCAAGCGGGGGUCCGCAGUAUCUCAGUGACAUAUUUGUGGUUCACGCCCAAAAAUAUUUAAAAUAA